Messenger RNA from Ostrinia furnacalis (Asian corn borer), 1922 nucleotides. RefSeq names its product bifunctional lysine-specific demethylase and histidyl-hydroxylase NO66 (gene NO66). Gene Ontology annotation, cellular component: nucleolus. Gene Ontology annotation, molecular function: histone H3K4 demethylase activity; histone H3K36 demethylase activity. Lineage: Eukaryota; Metazoa; Arthropoda; Insecta; Lepidoptera; Crambidae. The coding region runs from base 83 to 1879 and encodes 598 amino acids. The record is from RefSeq and is a predicted model, not a curated record. The transcript has a single exon.
UAGUUUACUGUAAAGUAAUUUCCAAAUGAAAUCAAUUACAAAAUAAUUCUUAACAGUCGUAAAUUAUAAAAUAACCUCUAAAAUGGAUUCUCCUGUAUCGGCUUUUGCAAUGUAUAACAAAAAUAAUAAAAAGAAACCUAGUCCUGUUGAAAAGAAGAAAACCAAUCGUAAGAAUAAGAAAAAUGUGAUCGUUUCACCGAAGGCUUCUUCUAAAAAUAUACCAGACAGUCUUAUGAUUGAAGUAGCGCAGAAAGUGAAAAGACAACAAAAGAGAAUGAAAGAGCAGAAAAAUAUAGUGAAGAAAAAAUCCCAUAAGAAGAAGAAGUCUAAGAAAUCUAAAGAAAAUAAGGUAACUAAGAAUAAUAGUAUUGUCAGUAAAAGAACGCAAGAAGAUUCGGAGAGUGAAGACAUUCCUACAUUGGUACCUGCUCCCAUCCACAACUUUGCACAAUACUAUGAAAAUGGUGCGUCUGCCGAUGAGACAUGUUCGCACUCCAGUGAAGGCUACUUGGAAUUCACACCAGUACAAACGGACAGCGUAGAAGAGGGACUAAAAGUAUUCAAAUGGAUGAUUGCACCAUACAACCCAAAAGAAUUUCUGGACAGAGUUUGGGAAAAGAAGCCACUACAUAUAGCAAGAAAUAAAUCGUCAUAUUACAAAGAAAUCAUUUCAACGCCAAUCAUAGAUAAUAUGCUCAGGAAUGAAUCUAUACAAUUUACCAAAAAUAUUGAUGUCACUUCUUAUGUUGAUGAGAAGAGAGAGACCCACAAUCCUGAGGGAAGAGCUCACCCCCAUUUAGUGUGGGAUUUCUAUCUAAAUGGCUGCAGUAUUAGAUUGUUAAACCCCCAAACUUAUAUCCCAAAACUGCACUUGCUUAAUGCUACAAUGCAAGAGUACUUUAAUUCAUUUGUUGGUGCGAAUGCUUACUUGACACCCCCAGACAGUCAAGGGUUUGCUCCACACUAUGAUGAUAUUGAAGCAUUCAUCCUUCAAGCAGAAGGUAAGAAGCACUGGCGAGUUUACAAGCCUAGAAGUGAAAACGAAGUUUUGCCAAGAGUAUCAUCGAAGAACUUCGAUCAAAAUGAAAUAGGAGAACCAAUUCUAGAAGUCACACUAGAGGCAGGUGAUAUGCUCUACUUUCCACGGGGAUACAUUCAUCAGGGAGUAACAAUUGAAGGCGAGCAUUCUCUACAUGUCACUGUCAGUAUGUACCAAAAGCACUCAUGGGCAGACUUAUUUGAAAGACUCAUUCCAGGAGCUCUAGAACUUGCUAUUAAUGAAAAUGUAGAGCUAAGAAGAGGUUUACCAUUAGAUCUAUAUGAGAACUUUGGUUUUGUCAACUCUAAUAACAAAACACCACGAAGGAAACAAAUAGAGGACUUAAUAAAGACUCUGUUUGAUAAAAUCAAAGAUCACUUGCCAAUUGAUGAGGCUGUAGACCAAAUGAAUAAAAACUUUCAGUAUGAUGCCUUACCUCCAGUAUUAAGCGAUUUGGAAAAAGCUGUCACAGUGUUUGGCGACUCCGAUGUCAUGAUUGAGGAUGGUGUAGUAACAAAUAGAAUUGAAAUUGGGUUAGAUACAAAAAUCAGGCUCCUGAGAAAGAAUAUACUGAGAAUGAUAGAAGAAGAAGAAAGUAUCCGACUGUAUUACUAUGUUGAGAAUUCUUUGGAGUAUCAUGGAAAUGAGUUGUCAUUUAUAGAAAUUGAGGAAGAGCUAGCUCCAGCGAUAGGAACCUUGAUUGAAUCUUACCCAGACUAUGUGAGUGUAGAAAACUUGGAGGCUCCCAGUGAAGCUGAUAGGCUCCAAGUGGCAGAUGCUUUGUGGUCUCGAGGACUAAUUAUGACGGAAUACCCUUUGGAUAAUAUUGAAGAUGAUUAAAAUCAGCAUGAAACUUUGUUGCCAAUAAAUAUGUUAUAAAUUA